GCAGAUACAACAAUGUACACAAUGAAGAGAUCUAUUGAACUUGGUGCUCGUUUUUUGGCGAAGAAGCCUCUUGAUGCUACUACCAUUCACAAUAUGUGGCAACAUCUUGAUGUAAAAGUUCUUAGGCUGAACAGGAUGAAGUAUCUGUUUCAAGGUGUUGGAGAUAAAGCGCAAGAUGGAGAAGAAGUUGGAGAGUCUGUAGCACAGCAAAAGGAUGGAACUAAAACGACCACUCAUUUCAAAUGGAUACCUUUCCUGGAGAGCAAGUUUUUAUAUGCUCUUCAAAUACUUGGAGCAAAUGCAUCGCCCAGCAAGAUAAAGAUAAUCAUGAACGUGGAUACUGUUACGAGGAAACAAAUUUCUGCGCAUCUGCAGAAACAUCGAAAGCGUAUGGAAAGGGAACAAAACAUGGCAAUGUUUAUGGAUAGCUACGGGAAUUGUGCCUCAAGUUCUAAAUCCGUGAAGACUCGUCAUACAAUCCCUUACAUGUCGGGCUAUCAUUCAGAAGACGAUGUCCAAAGAACAAUGAUGCCAAACUUGUUUGGAGACACUCAAGGCAUUGAUGUAUCUGCAGCAAUGCGAAGAGCCUUACAACUUGGGGCUGUUUUUGACGAGUUCCAGUAUUCCAAUGGUCCUUCUAGCGACGAACCAUGUGAAGUUAUAGGACAUAUAACAGGAGAAGAUGGCAUCGUUGAUGAAGCUAAUGGCUCAAAUUCAUCUAGUCAUGAUCAUGUUGCUGCUCAAACAUACAAUUCAAGAGCUGCACAAGCAAUCACAUUCCGGAACAGUUAUCAUCACGACCAAGUCUCCAACAUAAGUAAGGCUCCGGUUGAGGGCCUUGUAGACUAUCCAGAUUCCGAGGAUUCUGAUUAAGUGGAGAUACCUUGAUUCAACUAGAUAUUGAGCAUGGACCUAAAAUCUUACUAGACUCUAUGGUGAGUUGAAGAUUACCAAGCAGAGCCGGCUCGGUAAUAUUAGGGGCCUAAUCAAAGUGUCAUUAUUUUCUUUGCAAGAUUGA
This is a messenger RNA of Triticum dicoccoides, 1018 nucleotides long. RefSeq names its product two-component response regulator ORR29-like. Gene Ontology annotation, biological process: phosphorelay signal transduction system; regulation of DNA-templated transcription; cytokinin-activated signaling pathway. The transcript has 5 exons. Gene Ontology annotation, molecular function: DNA binding; DNA-binding transcription factor activity. Bases 13 to 873 code for a protein of 286 amino acids. NCBI's taxonomy places the organism in Eukaryota, Viridiplantae, Streptophyta, Magnoliopsida, Poales, Poaceae. The record is from RefSeq and is a predicted model, not a curated record. Gene Ontology annotation, cellular component: nucleus.